Eupeodes corollae is the source of this 4045-nucleotide messenger RNA. RefSeq lists its product as uncharacterized. The coding region runs from base 674 to 3961 and encodes 1095 amino acids. The transcript has 10 exons. Gene Ontology annotation, biological process: monocarboxylic acid transport; transmembrane transport. Gene Ontology annotation, molecular function: monocarboxylic acid transmembrane transporter activity. Lineage: Eukaryota; Metazoa; Arthropoda; Insecta; Diptera; Syrphidae. The record is from RefSeq and is a predicted model, not a curated record.
UCGCUCUUAAAGCAGUUUGCUGGAGUUGUUCCGCCUAAAACAAUUAAAAACACCCCAUAACUUAUAGAAUUUAUUUAAUUUACUGACCUUUUCAAACCAAAAACAGUGUGCAAAGAAAACUAUAUUAAAAUAUAACUCGGGAAAAAUGUCUUGAACUGGACCUUACAAUAAUUUCGUCUAAUAACUUAAUAAAAAUCAUAAUAUUUCAAAUGUAUGGAAUAAGUCACCUGUUCUAACGUAGCAGUGAAAAUGAAAGCGAAACAUUUACACAACUUGCAGGAAGGUGCCACAAAAUGCGGAACAUACAUAUAUACUUCACAUUACAUUCUGCAAGAGUAGUCAGGAGUGGGCUCCUUGGUUGUUUCUUGCUUUACAGCACGAGAUCAGUACCUACUUGAACGUUCAACGACUCCGCUAGUCUGAAGGCACAAGACAAAAACUAGUUCAUAAACAUUUAAUUUUGUUUACUCAAAAGUCUAGAAAUCAAUUCCAAGUUGUAUUUUAACCAACCUACUCUUACCUUGGAACAAAGUUCUCAACGAAAAUGUUUUCUUUAAAGCGGUCUUCUUAAAAACAAAAAAAAAUACAUAAAACUACAUGAAACUACAUAAAAUCCUCCUCUCAAAUCGUUUGAAUAAAUUAAGACGAACUUAGAAGAAUCGUUAAAGUUACGAUGUUUGGCGUUGGUUUGAAUAAUUUAAAAAUAAUUAACAAUAAACACUUAGUUCAAAAUAUGACUUACCACAGUGAUGAUGGUGUCUCCUCGAAGCCAAGUUUUAAUAAUCGAGAGAAGCCUUCCCCAGGGACGAAGGUCAAAGGCACAAAUAAAAAUAAAUUAAGUGAAAAUUUUGUUGCACCUGAUGGAGGCUGGGGUUGGUUGGUAGCCAUAGGCUCAGGAGUCAGCGUUCUUGUAACAUAUCCUGUCCUUAAACAAUUUGGAAUUCUGUUCAGAACAAAAUUCUCACAACUAGGAAUAUCAAGUUCAGAAUUGACAACAAUAAUAAAUGCUCAACAAGCAGUCGCAAUGUGCUCAGGACUCAUCAAUGGGCCGCUGUUUCGAAGGUUUACAAUUCGUCAAACAGCAGUGAUUGGAAACUUCUUUGUUUUUUCUGGCCUCUUUUUAGCUGCUUUUGCCAAUUCGUUUAUUACCCAUUUAAUAUCAAUAUCACUUUUGUAUGGAAUUGGAAGAGGUAUGAUGUUCUCCACAAUAAAUGUAGCUCUCUAUAGUUACUUUAAGACGAAACGUCAAGAAGCGACAGCUUAUAAAUUUUUAGUUGCUGGCAUUGGACCAAUAGUCUUGCCCUACGUUAUUACAUUUUGUGUGUCUUACUAUGGUGUCACUGGGGCUGUUAUAUUGCUAAGUGGUCUGUCUCUACAUAACUUAGUAUGCGCAGCUAUUUACCAGCCUGUCAAAUGGCAUGCUCGGAAAGUUCCUCGAGAUGUACCUUUACAAGUCCUUGUAAAAUCCAACGAAAAUAACGAUAAUUCGGAAUCUGAUGAAAGACCAAAUGUGUUUGACACUUGUAGGUUAGAGCUAAACGAUCAACAAAGCAAUACUAAUGGAAAUCUACAAAAUUUGACAGUAACGUCAAAUCCAAAUAGGAAAAAGUCCUUACCCGAAGAAGAAGAAUUGUUGAAGAAACUUCAUAACAAUCUGGACUGUCCAGAAGAAAAGUCGUCAAUUUUUAAGAAGCUCGUGGAUAUUUUUGAUUUAAGCCUACUCAAGGAUUUUGGAUAUGUCAAUAUUGUUAUGGGUCUUACCCUAAUGAACAUGAUCAACAUGAACUUCCAUUACUUGACACCAUUCAUUCUGACUGAAUUCGGUUUGAACUCACUUCAAAUUGCCACAGCAAUGACAGUAGAAGCAUUGUCAGCUUUUGCUGGAAAAAUCUUAUUAGUCCUAAUUGUGGGAAAAGUCAAAUGUGACAGCAAAAUUUGGCUUAUCGGUGGAUGUUUGGCACUGAAUUUGGGCAAAAUGAUAUUGGCUAUGAAUAGAAAUUAUAUUGUAGUUUUGGUUUGUUUUGGCUGGAUAGGAUUCAGUUAUUCGGUAUUCCUUAUUUUUUGGAUUCUUAUAAUGCCAAGUUAUGUUCCAUUAAAGAGGCUACCAGCAGCUAUUGGCUUACAGCGACUGAUAAUGGGAAUAAGUAAUUUUGUAAUUGGACCGUUUAUUGGUCUUGUUCGAGAUGCCAUUGGGUACUCUGGUGUAAUUCAUAUAAUGAACGCAAUUAUAGUUUUCGUUGUGAUCGCAUGGUUAAGUGAAGAUGUUAUAAAAAGAAGGCGUCACUUAAAAAAACAGAAUCAAACCGACGGACGAAAUCAGUUUUUGUUUAAAGAAUACAAUUUGAGAAACAUGAAGAAUAAAAAUUCAGUUCAAAAUAUCAAACGGCGAAAUAUUGAUGCUGAUGUUGACACCUCAAAGCCCGGUUUUAUUUAUCAAAAGACUCCAUCGUCGCCGCCGCCGGUCAAUGACGCAAAUAAAAGUGAAUUAAAUGACAAUUUUGUUGCACCUGAUGGAGGUUGGGGUUGGAUAGUUGCCAUUGCAUCAGGUAUUAGCAUACUUGUUACCUAUCCUAUUUUACAACAAUUUGAAAUAUUGUUCAGAAAAAAAUUCUCUCACAUAGGAAUAACUAGUUCAGAAUUAACAACAAUAAUAAAUGUACAACAAGCGGCAUCAAUGUGUUCAGGGCUCAUCAACGGUCCAUUAUUCCGCCGGUUUUCACAUCGUCAAGCUGCAGUGAUUGGAAAUAUCUUUGUAUUUUCUGGCCUCUUCUUGGCAGCGUUUGCGAAUUCAUUUAUCACAUAUUUAAUAUCUAUAUCCCUUCUGUAUGGAACUGGAAGAGGUAUUAUGUUCUCUACAAUGACAGUAGCUGUCAAUACUUACUUCAAGACGAAACGGCAAGAAGCUACUGCUUAUCAAUAUUCAGUUGCUGGCAUUGGACCUAUAGUCUUGCCGUUUAUUAUAACGUUUUGUGUUUCCUAUUAUGGUGUUACUGGAAGUGUUUUAUUGCUGAGUGCUUUCUCACUUCAUAAUUUUGUGUGUUCAGCUACCUACCAACCUGUCAAAUGGCAUAUUCGAAAAGUUUCUAAAGCCGUACCACUUCAGAAUCUAGAUCCUAACGAUGAUGAUAAUUCAGAUUGUGAUAAGACUACAAAUUUAUUUGCAACUUGUAAGCUUGAGCUUAAUGAUCAAACCUACAUAACUAAUGAAAAUCAGCAAAAUCUGACAGUUACAAGUAAGCCAAUUGACGACAUAAAGCCUUUACCAGAAGAAGAAGAAUUGCUGAAGAAACGUCAAGAUAAUACCAAACCUGAUAGUCCAAAAGAAAAACUAUCAAUUUUUCACAAGAUCGUGGAUAUAUUCGACUUAGCACUAUUGAAAGACUUCGGUUAUGUCAAUAUUGUUAUGGGUCUUACCUUGAUGAAUAUCAUCCAUAUGAACUUUCAUUACUUGACACCUUUCAUUUUGACUGAAUUUGGUUUGAACUCACAACAAAUUGCUGCAGCUAUGACCAUUGAAGCUGGAGUUGGUUUUGUCGGGAAAUUCCUCCUGGCCUUAAUUGUGCCUAGACUUAAAUGUGACAGCAAAAUAUGGCUUAUUGCUGGAUGUUUAUCAAUGAAUUUGGGAAGAAUUGCAUUGGUCUUUAAUAGAAAUUAUUUGGUAGUGCUUCUUUGUUUUGGUUGGAUAGGAUUUAGUUCGGCAAUAUUGUUGAUUUUUUGGAAUCUUGUACUGCCUAGUUAUGUUCCGUUGAAUAGGCUUCCAGCAGCGAUUGGCUUACAACGUUUGUUAAUGGGAAUAAGUAACUUGAUCAUUGGACCAUUUAUUGGUCUUAUGAGGGAUGCCACCAACUAUUCGUGUGUAAUUCACAUUAUGAAUGGAAUAAUUAUCAUUGUGACCAUUUCAUGGCUAAGUGAAGAUGUAAUAAGAAGAAGACGUAGCUUGAAGACACAAAGCAAUGCUUAGAGCAGCAAUUAGAUAUAUUUGUAUUAUUGGUUGUUAUUUUUUAAGUUAAAAAUAAAAAACAUUAUACUUUUUUAUUUGUAUCAG